Molecule: messenger RNA, 1479 nt
Organism: Melampsora larici-populina 98AG31
Lineage: Eukaryota; Fungi; Basidiomycota; Pucciniomycetes; Pucciniales; Melampsoraceae
Exons: 11
Coding region: 1-1479 (492 amino acids)
Biological process (GO): actin filament organization; endocytosis
Cellular component (GO): plasma membrane; endosome; clathrin vesicle coat
Molecular function (GO): clathrin binding; phospholipid binding
Source: RefSeq, a predicted model, not a curated record
AUGUCUGGAAUCGGAAACAUGGGAAAACAUGCACUCAGGGUUGCAAAGAAUUACACCAAAGGUUAUUCAGACACUCAAACAAAAGUUCGAACUGCUACUUCUAACGAUCCAUGGGGACCAUCUGGUACACAGAUGAACGAAGUGGCCACAUUAACAUUUAAUCAACAAGAUUUCAUUGAAAUUAUGGAAAUGAUGGAUAAACGUUUAAAUGAUAAAGGAAAGAAUUGGAGACAUGUUUUUAAAGCACUCACUUUAUUAGAUUAUUUACUUCAUGCAGGUAGUGAAAAUGUAGUACUCUAUUUCCGUGAAAACGUAUAUAUUAUCAAGACUUUGAAGGAGUUUCAAUAUAUAGAUGAAUAUGGUAAAGAUCAAGGGGCGAAUGGCGAACUGCGACAAAAAGCCAAAGACAUUUCCAAUCUAUUGAUGGACGAAGCCCGCUUACAGGAUGAGCGUCGAUCUCGUGCUCAUAUGCGUGAUCGAAUGACUGGUCGUCGUCCUAAUAGCUCAGGAGAAGAUGAUGCACCAAGGCGGGCUAAAAGUGUUCCUCCCGCUAGGCAAAACAACGAGGAUUCUGAGCUUAACAGAGCUCUAGAGCUUUCGCGUCUCACUGCUGCUGAAGAAGCUGAACGUCUCAAAAAGAAACCACCAAUUGAUCCUGAGCUGGAAGAAGCAAUGCGUUUGAGUCGUGAGGAGGAGGCCAACCGCCGAAAGUUGGACCCCAACGCAUCAGCUCUGUUUGAUGACGGUUACGAUAUGCAUAAUAACAACCAAAACCAACAACCUGACUUGAUCGACAUGUCUAUGCCCGUGCAGCCAACGGGGCUUUCAACCUCAAAGAAUUCAUGCGUGCACAGCAAAUGGAACAACAACGACAGCAGGUACAUGGAGGAACAAGCUCAAUACGAAGCCAUGAUGCAGCAACAAAUGUAUCUCCAACAACAACAACAACAGCAACAACAAUUCAUAAUGGCGCAACACACUGCUGCACCUAUCCAACCACAAAUGACGUCAUACGGUUCUAACAACCCAUUUGCUCAAUUCUCCCAACCACCAAGCUUUAGUCAACCGAGUGUGGCUACUCCUCCACCUCGUGCACCAUCUGCACCGCCUUCAUCUUCUUUCAACUUCAAUGAUUAUGCCAAUUUGAGUAACUCAUCUAAUCAUCAACAACACGUUUCACCACCUAUGCCAGUCCGUACAGCUUCCAAUGCUGAAGCAUUCAAACGACCUCCAAUGAACAAUCCACCACCACCUAAAGACGAUGGACAACAUGCUAAACUGGCUGCACUUUUGGCUGCUGGUGGAGGUGUUGAUACAUUUGGUAAUGAAGGUAGUAUGAGAGUACCAGUUGGUUCACCUUUUCAUCCUUCUAAUAGAGUGGCAGUUCAAAAGACAGGAGGUGCACCAAAUCCAUUUGGAAAUCAAUCGACUAAUCAACCAAAUAAUGGUCAACCAGAGAAUCCAUUUUUUACAAUUUAA